AUGGAUGCUCAGAGCCAACCCGAUACCUCCCGUCUCUCUCCAGGCGAGAGUAAUGAUUCAUCUCAAGCAUACCCGUUAUCUGGAUAUUACUCUAUGAUAAUGGAUUCUCAGCCUCACUACAAAGGCCAAGUAUCGACUGCACGAGCGGCCUCCAUGCGAGAAGGUAAACCAUCAGCAUCUAUGCAAGAGGCGAAAACGCCCCAAGAAAAGAUGGCUAUUGUAUUCGGGACACGACUCGCUGGCCCAGGUCGUCAAUCCCGGUAUAAUCCUGGGGAAAUGCCACCGGAGGCUCAAUGGAAAACAAUCAAUGGUGUCGCAAUCCCACCGCGUCCCGAGGAACCCGACAAUUGCUGCAUGAGUGGCUGUGUACACUGCGUUUGGGACGACUUCCGAGAUGAGAUGGAGGAUUGGGCCGGUCGAGUUGCCCUGGCAAAGGCCAAGGGCGGUCCCUUGAAGGGCACGGCAGACAUGCGCGCGGCUCCUCGCGCCGAAGUAGGCUCCGCUAGUCAAAGUAUGGAUGACGAUGGCGGCGGAAGCGAUGCAAACUGGUCUCCGCUCAACGAGGACGAAGAUCUAUUUGGAAAUAUCCCGGUUGGUAUCAGGGAAUUCAUGAAGACGGAAAAGAAGCUUCGCACCAAACGUCAACAGGCGGAAGCUUCCUAG
Penicillium chermesinum is the source of this 663-nucleotide messenger RNA. RefSeq names its product oxidoreductase-like domain-containing protein. Lineage: Eukaryota; Fungi; Ascomycota; Eurotiomycetes; Eurotiales; Aspergillaceae. The transcript has a single exon. The record is from RefSeq and is a predicted model, not a curated record. Gene Ontology annotation, cellular component: mitochondrion. Bases 1 to 663 code for a protein of 220 amino acids.